This is a messenger RNA of Rhipicephalus sanguineus (brown dog tick), 396 nucleotides long. RefSeq names its product claw keratin-like. Lineage: Eukaryota; Metazoa; Arthropoda; Arachnida; Ixodida; Ixodidae. The record is from RefSeq and is a predicted model, not a curated record. The transcript has a single exon. The annotation marks the transcript as partial.
CAGGCAGUGGCCGUCGUCUUGUGCUCGCUCGUCGCCGUCGCGCUGGCCGGCGCCGUGGUUGAUGGUGGCUACGGCGGCGGUGUUAGCACGGGAGUGGGCGGUAGCGUGGUGGUACUCAACUCCGGCGGCUAUGGCCACGGAAAGGUCGUGCCGGGGCCUUCAUUUCUAGUCAAGACGGUUCACCACGUGAACAAAGUCAGCUCUGGCGGCGCGGUGGUGGCACACUCGGGCUUGAGUGGCACACACGGAAACGGCGGAUACGGACACGGCGGCGUCGUCUACAUGCCCCUCUACGGUCUCGGCCUCGGAGCUCUGGGUGGUGUCGGUGCAGGAGCUUUCGGAGGCUACGGCGGCUAUGGAGGCUACGGAGGCUACGGAGGCUACGGCGGAUGGUAG